UCAACAAUCUGUUACUUUCAAAAGUCUUUUGUUUAUGGUCUUCCGUAGACCUGGUAGUAGGAUGCAUAUCGACAGACUAUUGGUCGGUCUAUUAUUUUCCCUGUUCUUAGCGAGUUUUCUUCAAAAUGUUGAAGCAGAUAUCUUUAACAGUCAUACAAAUGCCACAGAUCACAAAACAGACUGUUUUGAGAGGGGGAUUGAUACAAUAUGUUUCAAACAAUUUCUACAACCAGCAGCACAGACGAUGAAUGAUACAAGUUCCUCGAAUUUCUUAUCGGCAUUAUGGCGAAAAAUAAACAGUGAGGCUAAUGCAGCUGCUAAAUCUCGACAUAAAAGACAGGCUAGUGGUGUACCAGUCAGACGGGAAGUAAGAGCAGCUCCAUACGAAACCAAUUUCUUACGUUAUGCACUAGCUGUACGGAGGUUAAAACAUGAUUUUGGAGUGCGUUCUGAUAUGAAUACCUAUGACAUUAUUGCAACCAUUCAUACAGGGAGUAACAUGGAACACGACGGACCUGGUUUCUUAUCUUGGCAUAGAAUUUACCUUUUGUUGUACGAAGCUGCAUUACAAUCAGUUUUUGGACGAGGAGUAACUGCUCCAUACUGGGACUCAUCGCUGGAUAUAGCCAUGGGAAAUAGACAAUCGAGAACAAUUUUGUUUUCAAACAAAUAUUUUGGGACUCCAGUGAUAGAUACGAUUACAGGAGGUUUCUUUGCAAACUUACCUGGAAAGAAUAUUACUCGGGCUAUCAAUGGACGGGGAGGCCUAAUUUCUAAAAAUGCCAUUGCUGCCGUUCUUUCAAGAACAAGUCAUAGUCAGAUUGUAAGGCAGAAUCAAAUCAGAUAUUGUUGGGAAUGCUAUCAUGACAUGGUACAUCGAUGGGUAGGCGGGAUCAUGGAAGCGGGGGUCAGUGCUGCCUUCGACCCAAUAUUCUGGUGUCAUCAUGCGUUUGUUGACUACAUCUGGGAAUUAUUUAGGAGGCGAAUAAGAAAUGCCCCUGCAGAUUAUCCAUUAGGUUAUUCAUUGCAUCGUCCAGAUGAUCAAAUGAAUUUUAGCAAUUACAGAUAUCGACCAAAUCCGCCUAUUACUAAUCGAGAAGGUUACAGUAAUAGAUAUGCCCGUCUAAGACGAUAUGCUUCGGCGCCAUCAUGUCAAAAUCAGUGUUCCAAUAGUCCAGAUCUAUUCUGUGACGAAACUAGAGACAUAUGUAUCUCUCGAGAGGCGGCUGGAGUGGCUCAAGAUAAUUAUCCUGGUGCAACAGCAGAUGACAUUGCUUCCGGUUUGGCAGAUAUUACAACAACUGUGAUGGCGUUAAGGAAAGUUAAGCAAAACGUAUUAAAAGAUAUUCCACCUGGUACGCCUCUUAAUUUGUUUAGGGCUUGGCAAUUCGAUCCGAACACUCGUGGUCUUUCUACUUUUGAUGUAUAAAGAUGCUGCGGAGUAUAUACUCAACGCGUGAGAAAUAUCGGGGGCAUGGGCGAAUUGAAUAAUGGUUAUAUUUCCAUCAUUCCCUGACUAAAAUGAUAUAUUGUUAAUGUAAUGUUGACGAAAUAAAGUAUUGUUUUAGUCCAA
Molecule: messenger RNA, 1573 nt
Organism: Mytilus californianus (California mussel)
Lineage: Eukaryota; Metazoa; Mollusca; Bivalvia; Mytilida; Mytilidae
Product: tyrosinase-like protein 1
Exons: 4
Coding region: 35-1429 (464 amino acids)
Molecular function (GO): oxidoreductase activity
Source: RefSeq, a predicted model, not a curated record